This is a messenger RNA of Symbiodinium necroappetens, 276 nucleotides long. The record is from the annotation of a GenBank genome assembly. Lineage: Eukaryota; Dinophyceae; Suessiales; Symbiodiniaceae.
AUGAUAUUGGAAGGCCUGCUACAGCAGCUGCAGCACCGCACUGCGGAGCGCGAUGCAGGCAAGCUGCGUUUGGUGCAGCUCCGAAGGCGAAUGCAGGAGCAGGAGGUCAAGACGCUUGAAGUGCAACGUGACGCGAUCAGCCAGCGGUUGGAGCGAAUUCCCGAUCUGGACACGGAGGAGGAGGCCUUCUUGCCUGGUGAUCCCGAAGUGCCGGCCCAUCUUCGUGGUCAAGCCUCCCAUGGCCAGAGAAGACAUCUUCUGCGGCUGGAAGACUAG